ACAGACCCUCAGCCUUCUUCUGCAGAGCCAAAAUCUGAUAGGACCUUCAAAUAGCUCUGGCACACUAUUCUGUUUAUUUUGGAUUUAAUGAAUGCUUAUUUCUGUGAAAGCUAAUCUAAUUAUUUUCUCCUUUUAUUUUGCUACACAAGUCAAAAGAAGCAGCAGCAGCUUGAAACCAAAUAACAGCUGAAGAACCAAAACAUGGCCAGUAAUCACUGCCAUUACUGCAUGGAAUCCCUUCUUGGCAGGAGGUAUGCAUUCAGAGAAGAGAAUUCUUACUGUGUUACAUGUUAUGAUGGCCUAUUUGCUAACUCCUGUGAAGAAUGCAAGAAGCCCAUUGAAUGUGAUGCCAAGGAUCUUGCCUAUAAAGGCCGCCACUGGCAUGAAGCAUGCUUCAAGUGUGCCAAAUGCAAUCACUCUUUGGUGGAAAAGCCUUUUGCUGCCAAGGAUGAACUCUUGCUGUGUACUCAGUGUUAUUCUAAUGAGUAUUCAUCAAAGUGCUUCCACUGUCAGAAGGUCAUUAUGCCUGGGUCUCGUAAAAUGGAAUUUAAAGGAAGUUGCUGGCAUGAAACCUGUUUUGUUUGUCAGUACUGCCGGCAACCAUUAGGAACAAACCCUUUGAUUACCAAAGACAAUGAGAAUUAUUGUGUGCCGUGUUUUGAGAAGCAGUUUGCUCACCACUGCUACUCCUGCAAGAAGAUGAUAACUACUGGUGGAGUGACAUACCACGACCAGCCAUGGCACAAAGAAUGCUUUCUGUGUGCUGGAUGUAAGAAGCAGCUGUCAGGGCAAAAGUUUAUUUCCAAAGAUGAUCAUCCAUACUGCCUAGACUGCUUCAGAAAGCUUUAUGCAAAGAAGUGUGCAGCCUGCAACAAACCCAUUACUGCUCUUGGAGGUGCCAAAUUUAUCUCAUUUGAAGAGCGCCAGUGGCACAGUGACUGCUUUAAUUGUGUGAAAUGUUCCAUUUCGCUGGUGGGACAAGGAUUUCUCACCCAGCAAGAUGACAUCCUCUGUCGUAAAUGUGGUUCGACCACAUAGUUAGCGAGAGAUGCGUUAUUCUCGCAUGCUGUAACCAAGUACUUCCUUACCCUGCAGUCAGAAAUUCAUUUAAAGUCCAUAAGAGUUAUUUAGUCAUUCAAGUUGCUUUCCAACAGCAGUUCAGUUCUGUCACAGUGCUCAGCUGCUACAUGCAUGCCUUCUAUCUUGUAAAAGGACUUUUACACAGUUCUGGUUAAGAAAACAUUUCCAAAGAAAUUUCUAUAUAUAUAUUUUAAUGGAAAUGUGUGUCCUUGUAAAACAGUGCACUCUGCUGUUGGGAGUUUUAGCAUUUUAUAUUAUAUAAUCUAAGAAUGACUAUGAAAAAUCUGUAUUUGAAAGACAUAAUAGAUGAUCUCAUUGAAGAAAACUUAUACCAGUACUCUACUGAUGCAGACACUCAGGUGGAAAGUCGUGGUGGUGCAUUCCCCAUUGGGCCACAAUAUUUAAUCUGAACAAUGUCCCCCUUCUCUCUGUGCCUCAAGGCUGCUGGGCAGACAAAGAAGACUGCUGGCAAAGCAGUCAUUUCGCUACGUGCAGACGGUAGGGGGUUGUACAGAAAGGAAAGACUUCCACCACUCCAGAGGGGGUUCUACUUGAAAGACAGAAGGGAGUAGGAGAAAUGGCUGCCCACCAGCAUAGAGAGUCAAGAGUCUACUCCAUGGCCAGGAGGGUGAGGGGAGGGGACAGAAGGCCACUUCCUCCAUAAUUUACACUGCUGGAUACACUAUAGGGCAAUUAAAAAGCUGUAUAAUCUUUGCUCCAAGUUGUAAGUCAGAAUUCCUUCGCACCGCUCUAUGCUUAAUUGAUGACCUACUCACUUUUUCCAGUUCUCUGAUUCUUAGUAUACUGAAUGUUAACUAAGCAGUUUGCAGAAAUGUGGGGCUUAACCAAGCAAUUAAUUGUGUAUCCAUAUUGCAUAUUUCCACUACAUGCAUCCA
Molecule: messenger RNA, 1976 nt
Organism: Chelonoidis abingdonii (Abingdon island giant tortoise)
Lineage: Eukaryota; Metazoa; Chordata; Testudines; Testudinidae
Gene: FHL5
Product: four and a half LIM domains 5
Biological process (GO): positive regulation of transcription by RNA polymerase II
Cellular component (GO): nucleus; Z disc
Molecular function (GO): transcription coactivator activity
Source: RefSeq, a predicted model, not a curated record